GGCUCCCGCAAAAUGCAACCUGUGCGUUUUCUCCUGGGUGGGAAGCAGUGUCAUUUUACUUCUUUUCCUGCCUUGUUGCUCUUCUCCAGCGAGUCCCCAUCGGUUUGGUGCCAAGAAAACUGGGUCCACUGGAGAGCUGUGAAGCUGGCAUUCAGUGUAGAAAGGCAGCUCCGUGAAAUCAUCAACAGGCUGAAACAGCUGCCAGACUUCCUAAAGGAGGACUUUGACGGUUCCCGAAACGAGAUCCUUAGGAGGUGUCUCUGUGCAGGUUAUUUUGCCAACGUGGCCCGGAGGUCUUCGGGGAAAUCUUUUCGCACCAUGGACGGCCAUGGCAGCGUGGCCUAUAUUCAUCCGUCAUCUGCU
Molecule: messenger RNA, 363 nt
Organism: Pseudonaja textilis
Lineage: Eukaryota; Metazoa; Chordata; Lepidosauria; Squamata; Elapidae
Source: RefSeq, a predicted model, not a curated record